Molecule: messenger RNA, 486 nt
Organism: Lathyrus oleraceus (garden pea)
Lineage: Eukaryota; Viridiplantae; Streptophyta; Magnoliopsida; Fabales; Fabaceae
Exons: 1
Coding region: 1-486 (161 amino acids)
Source: RefSeq, a predicted model, not a curated record
AUGAAGAUUUCUCAAAGUAUGCAAAAGAGUUAUCAUGAUAAGAGGAGAAAGGAUUUGGAAUUUCAAGAGGGUGAUCAUGUGUUUCUAAGAGUCACACCUACGACCGGUGUUGGACGAGCAUUGAAAGCUAAGAAGUUGACUCCUCGUUUUAUUGGACCGUAUCAAAUUACGAGUAGAGUGGGAAAAGUUGCUUAUAGAGUGGCGUUACCGCCAAACCUCUCAAAUUUGCAUGAAGUGUUCCAUGUGUCUCAACUUAGGAAGUAUAUUUCGGAUCCGUCUCAUGUGAUUCAAAUGGAUGAUAUUCAAGUGCGCGAUAACCUUACGGUUGAGACGAUGCCUUUGAGGAUCGAAGGUCAUGAGACGAAGUCCUUACGGGGAAAGGAAAUUGAUUUGGUGAAGGUUGUUUGGAUUGGUGCAGUCGGAGAAAGUACGACAUGGGAAUUGGAGAACAGGAUGCGCGACUCCUACCCCGAGUUAUUCAAAUGA